AUGCUCCGAACCACUCCCGCGACUUUCACCGCUUUCCUCCAAACCAUACCAUGGGACACAAUCCCCCCAUCAUUCCAAGACGCCAUCUCCUUCGCGCGCAAACUCGCCCUACCAUUCCUCUGGAUCGACGCCCUCUGCAUAAUCCAAGACGACGCAAAAGACUGGCAGCAGCAAUCCAGCGCCAUGGCCGACAUCUACCAAGGCGCAUACCUCACCCUCGCAGCAACAAGUUCACCCAACGCAGGCGGAGGCUGUUACACGCAAAUGCACACAUCGCCUGCCCACCGCUCCACCAGCCCCUUGCUUACAAUACACUCCGCGAACUCCACCCGCUGUCUCUCCGCGCGCCCCAAAUUUACCCACAAAAUGUCCCGCCUCCCGCUCUUAACCCGCGCAUGGGUCUACCAAGAACGCAUCCUCUCCCCACGCGUCCUGCACUUCGCCGACGAAGAACUCGUAUGGGAAUGCCAGCACGCCGUGACGUGCGAGUGCAGCGGAGACAAUCUCGAGGACAGGAUGGAGCACGCACGCAUCUCGCUAUCGAAUAGCUUCGGGCUGAUUGGGCCGCACAGGCGGCAUCCUGCGCCGCUAGAUCUCUGGUUCCAGAUCGUGGAUGAGUAUACGAGUCUCAGGCUGAAGUUUGCGAGUGACAUGUUGCCCGCGUUGUCGGGGAUUGCGAAGGCGUUUGCGGAGAGGUGUGGCGGUGGGUAUGUUGCGGGCAUGUGGAGACGCACGCUAGUGAGGGAGAUGUUGUGGUAUAGGCAAGAGGUGGAUGGGAGUGAGAUAUACAGGGGUGAAGUUAGGCCGUGGAGAGCGCCGAGUUGGUCGUGGGUGUCGAGGGAUUGGCCUGCGGAUUUCAGGGUUUUGCCUACGACUCGGGAGAUUGCCCAGGUGCUGGAUGUUUCUUGUCAGCCUGCUGGUGCUGAUCCGACGGGGCAAUUAGAGUCUGCGACGCUCACGCUUAGGACGAAGGUGUUGCGUGCACGCUUUGAGAUUGGGAGCAGGACUAUCGAUCUCUUUAGUGGGGACUUGAAGAUACCUCAGGCGGUCUUCCAGGAGACUUCUUACAUUCUUUCCGAACUAUGCACCGGCUACCUGGACUUCGAUGAGCAGUAUCAACCUGACAUACUCCUCGCUCAAAUCGCAGAAUGCUCGGGAGACUGUCGCAUGUUUUUAGCCGGUCUGCCGGCGCCCGUACAUGUCACGCAGGAGGUCCUGUCAUUCAUGCUGCUCGCAAGACGGGAGGAGAGAGAAGAAGGUUGGAGACGUGUCGGCCUUGCUACGAUUGCUGCAUACGAGCCAGAUUCAUCGUCCUUUGCUUGUCUCACAAAGUUUCAGAUGAAAGCGCUGAAUGGAAGCGUGCACUAUUUCAGCGGCUGA
Messenger RNA from Parastagonospora nodorum SN15, 1380 nucleotides. RefSeq lists its product as hypothetical. Lineage: Eukaryota; Fungi; Ascomycota; Dothideomycetes; Pleosporales; Phaeosphaeriaceae. Bases 1 to 1380 code for a protein of 459 amino acids. The transcript is spliced from 2 exons. The record is from RefSeq and is a predicted model, not a curated record.